UUUUGAACUAGAAACACUUUACUUCCUGAUAUUGUUUCAGUAAAUGUUUGUGAUGUAGACUAAUUGCUGCAGACAUAACAUUCCUGAGAGAGAACCAUGACGUACAGUAAUGUGACAGUCACAUUAACAACUUGUGCUGGAUAACUGGGGGGAAAUUAUGCAUAACAAUGCCCUGAAAGACAGACAUGCAUUUGUCAUGAAUUUAGGGCCUGUGAAAGAGAGAGUGAUGCAGCUGAGCAGCACCAAGAGCUGACUCUCUACAAUGAAGCCUUUCUGUGUUGUGUGUGGCAAAGGGGACGUGCAUGAGCUCAGCAUCCAUAGGAGUUCUGCCCAUUCAGCUCUGCUCUGCUGUGGUGGCCCUCUGACUCACUCUGUUGGAGACAAAGUGUCAUUACAUCAGAGGAUUAAUAGUAGGUACUCUACUCAGUGGAAGGGAUUUUAUGAUUUUGUCAUUAAUACUUCACUGAAGGAUUAAUUGUGAUGAUGCUAGCAGUAGAAUAUAUUGGCAAGUAAUGCUUACAAAGUCUGAACCGCAUUUUGUGGAUGUUGUAUUCCCCACAAUCUUACGAAAGUAACCAGAAGGUUGAUAGAAACUGCAAAGAGGAAAAAAAAAGAAACAUCCAAGGACAGCAGCGCACAGAUGCUUCAGCAUAAUACAGUAUGCUAUGUAGGACAGUGUAGUAAAAUAUGGUAUAGCAGUCGUAAAUGUCAUUAUUUUCUAUUCAUAUUAAGCAUACAUUAUCUGUACUAUCUCUAAUAAAAAAUUGUAUCUUUUCUAUUUUAUGACACGGUCACUGAGCUCAAUUCAAACCUGUGAUGUCACAACAGGAUGUCCAGCUCGAGUCCCUCUAUCAGUCAGUGAUAACUGUUACUCUAAUCUGGUGUCUGCUUACAUUGAAAUCCCACUUGUGAAUGCAAGUAAAACUAGGCCAUCUUGUGGUUGAUAACCACCACUACCACUAAGACAAAUGAGCAAAACACGACAGAGCCUCUUUUUGCUGGGUCAUCCAUCAAUGCGAUACCAAACUGCCUCAACUGUGACCUUAUAUAGUAGUCAGGCAAACAAGCCUAGAUAGAAAUCUGUGUUGACAAUUUAUAAGAGGCGCAAGGAAAUACAUUUAAUCACAUUAUCAGAGAAGUUUGAUAAUUGAAUUUCUAUUUGCAAAUGUGCUAUCAUGUUAUCAUGGUAGCAUGACUUAUAAGUUGUCUCUUAAAAGAGUCCAAGCUUAAUGCAAAAUAUUAGCACUUUGAAAUUGAAGAUCUGAAACAAUGAGGUUAACACCAUUAAUAAGUGUUGAUAGAGAUAAAUAGCAAUAUUAAAAAUUAUGUUUUAGAAUGUUUACUGUAGCUGAAAACAAUUAAGAUCCUGAUAUUCAAUGUUGAUAAAACAAAAAGAGCAAUACAAUAAUUGUUCUUUAAAUUAUGAAGAUUAAUAAUCCUGCAAUAUUAUGCAGCAUGUGUGUUCUAGUCGUAUGUGUGUUUGUAGGUGUUUAGUUGCAUCACAUGUGCCUGUCAGAUCCCCUCUUGUUCUUGAGGGUUUACAUGACACCAAGGUUCCCUGCCUCCUGUACAGAGAGCCAGUAUACCACUGGAAGGGUUGUCAUCAACACAGCUUGCCUCACUUUAUCACUCUGACUCUUUGUUGUUGUUCUCCUCCCCAUCUGUGAUCUCAUUUCAGUAUCUGUCCUCCCCAGGAUCAAUGUCUUGUGCUUACCACAGGCAGACCAAGAGGCUGACAGUGAAGACUACUGCGUGAUCGAGAAAUGCAAUUGGAUUGUUUCCCCAUUCUAAUUUGUCCAGAGGAGGCUGAUCGAAUUGAUAGGGUUGCUUUUCAAGUUAGCUUGUGUGCUUAUUUUCUGAUGUGUAUGUGUGUACACCUGCAGGCAAAUCUGUGUGUGUGGACAGAAAACACUGGUAGAUAGGAAAUGGGCUUUUCAGUGUAUUCUCACCACUAGAGGCUACUGUUGAUCUCUUUAUGAAAUGCAAAAGUGGCACCAUAAACCAGUGUACCUGUAGAUGUAGCCUAACUGGUGUGUAUUACCUAUGAUUUAUAGUUUAUGUGGUUCUAUCUGUUUCUACUUUGUGGAUUGAUCUGCAUCUUUUUGAGUCCACAUUUUUGAUUGUGUUUAUUUUUCCUCUGCAAAAUUAUAACAACUGGUUUCAACCAGAGGAAGGGACUGAGCAGGAAACUGCUUUGCAUGCAUGCAAUAUCAUACAAAUAGAAGAAGAAAGAUUAGAGUAACAUAGAUACAUAUGUUGUUUAUCUCCUGUUAAUUAUCUCACAACCCUUUAGAUUUAUCUUGCAACCCCUUGAAUUGGGUGGGUAUGCUUAACCCAAAUUAAGCAGCUACAUGCACUAUUUGACCUGCGAAGAUCAUGAGCAGCUGGAAAUGUUCCAAGCAUGCUGUAAGUUGGGGGAACAUUUUUAUGGCUUGCCAGUUCAUCAUUGGAUGGAGUCACACAGAUUGAUACCUGUGGGAACUUUGGAGUCUCCAGUCCACCUGAAUGCUGCUUUGUCUUUGAAAAUGGGAGGAAUCUGGAGCACCUGGACAUGAGAACACACAGUGACAAAAGGAGAACCCCACAUAAAAAAGACAGACUCAAACAUGGUCCCUUCUUCCUGUGAGGCAACAGUGCUAACCUCAGCCAGCAAAAAAAUGUAUGUGACAGGACAUCUCAACAAUAGUUCAUUACCUCCAGCAUUCCUAUCCAUCCCUCUGUCCACCCCCUCCCUCCCUCUCUCCUUCUGGGGCUGUAAAUAAGCUGGGGCUGUGUAGACCCUUGAGAGGCCCUCCCCCACCACUGCUACCCCCUUCUAACUCCCCUGCUCACUCAGACUCUGCGGCUGCUCUUUAUGCUUCUGAAAGGCGCCACAGAGAUGUUCAGAUGAUCCAUUGGUCCAUCCUGAACCACAUCAUCCAUACAGCCCAAGACAGGGAAGACUAACUAGUGCGAGUGCGAGAGAGCGCUUGGAGGGUGCUGUGAAUACCCUGCGAGGCCCGCCCGCCUGCCAAGCCUGGCAGAAAGCUUGGCUUGCUCCUUCACUCCUCCAGCCCCUGAGAUGCCCUCCCCUCCCAAUGAAGGAGAGGAUCAAGGAGCGUCCCCCGUGAACGGGCCAUCUGUGGGCUCCUACCAGAGCAGUGGGAAGAGGAAGGUGCGCAGCAAAAAGAAGAAAGGCACUAUCACCGCCAAUGUUGCCGGCACCAAAUAUGAGAUUGUUCGUAUAGUCAUCAACGAGAUGGACUUCAUCAAGACCCGGGAUGAUGACGAGACUGCCAACCUCAUCUGGAAUGACUCAGCCGUGCAGCACGAGAAAAUCGCUGAGCUCAGGAAUUAUCAGAGAAUUAACCAUUUCCCUGGCAUGGGCGAAAUCUGCCGGAAAGACUGCCUAGCAAGAAACAUGUCCAAAAUGAUCAAGUGCCAGCCUCAAGAAUACAGCUUCAUACCCAAAACCUGGAUCUUCCCCGCCGAGUACACUCAGUUCCAGAACUACGUCAAGGAGCUACGCAGGAAACGCAAGCAGAAGACCUUUAUAGUCAAACCCGCCAAUGGAGCCAUGGGUCACGGGAUCUCGCUUAUCCGCAACUGUGAGAAGCUGCCAGCCCAGGAGCACUUUAUUGUUCAGGAGUACCUGGACAAGCCCUUCCUGAUGGAGGGCUACAAGUUUGACCUGCGCAUCUACAUCCUCGUGACUUCCUGCGACCCACUUCGCAUUUUUCUCUACAAGGACGGCCUGGUUCGCAUGGGCACAGAGAAGUACCAUGCACCCAGUGAGGCCAACCUGAGCCAGCUCUACAUGCAUCUGACCAACUACUCAGUCAACAAACACAAUGAGAACUUUGAGCGAGACGAGACAGUGGACAAAGGGAGUAAGAGGUCCAUCAGUUGGUUCACCGAGUUCCUCCGCACCAACGACUACGAUGUAGCCAAGUUCUGGGGAGACGUCUCUGAGCUGGUGGUGAAGACGUUAAUAGUGGCUGAGCCCCACGUGCUGCACGCCUAUCGCAUGUGUCGCCCCGGCCAGCCACCAGGGAGCGACAGCGUCUGCUUUGAGGUCCUGGGCUUUGACAUCAUCCUGGACCGCAAACUCAAACCCUGGCUACUGGAGAUCAAUCGAGCUCCGAGCUUUGGGACCGAUCAGAAGAUUGAUUACGACGUGAAGAAAGGGGUGCUGCUCAAUGCGCUCAAACUACUCAACAUUCGAGCCAGUGAUAAGAAACGCAACCUGGCCCAGCAAAAGGCAGAGGCUCAGAGACGACUCUAUGGACACGGCUCCAUGAAGAAACUUUCGGCUGCUUCCUCGGACUGGGAGAAACAACGUCAUACACUGGAGCGAAGGAGAGAAGAGCUUAAAGAGCGACUGGCACAGGUCCGCAAGCAGAUCUCCAGGGAGGAGCAUGAAAAACAACAUUUGGGGAACUACAGACGUAUUUACCCCCCAGACGACAAGCUGCUGUUGGAGAAGUAUGAAAGCCUGCUCUCGGCCGCCUUUCAGACCUUCCUCGCCGGGCGAGCUGCCUCACUUCAAAAGGAAAUGAAUAAUCCUCUGAAACGAAUGAAGGAGGAGGACAUCUUGGAUCUGUUGGAGCAAUGUGAACUGGACGACGAGAAGCUGAUGGGCAAAUCCUCCAGGCAACGAGGCCCUAAGCCUUUGACCGCCAUGCCAGAAUGCAGUCAGACACCAAGACGUCAACGACCAGACUACCUGGCUGACUUCACCAGCGGCAGCAGCGCUGAUAACUCCUGCUCCUCCUCAGACGAAGAAGAGGAGGAGAGGAGGAAAGCAGGAGGAGGAAGAGGCGGAGAGAAGAGGGAGAAGAAAGUUUCCUACGACCUUGGGGAGAGCAAGGAGAAGAACUUGGCUGAGCGCUCAGGUCGCAUUCACUGGAAACCUCCAAUCAAGUCACUCAAAACCAGCCCCGCCCCCUCUGCUUCCCCAACACUUUCUGGUCCAAUCAGGCGCUCCAUCUCCUGCCCUCGCUCAAUAGCCUCCCUCUCAUCGCCCAGUGAGGUGCGGGCGUUGUCCACCAGGCCUUCCCCAACAGUUCCCAUGGCCACUCCCCUCAUCAGGCCGAGCUCUGCCACACUGCGCUCUCACUCGCUGAGCCGCAGUGGCUCCGCCCACCGUGUACCUCACAGCAACAGCCUGGGGACCAUCCACUCUAACAUAGGUGAUCCACUGAUAAACCUGAGGAGUAAAGAACAGGAGGCCGAGCUGGUGCGUCAGACUCUGGCCGCGCUCACCGCCAUGAGGAUCAGGUUUCCGGGAAAAACCGAGGAAGAGGCUGAGGCUGUGCUGGAUGAGAUCCUCGACAACUGGAAAUACCAUAAAUCAAAGGUGGCCUCCUAUUGGCUAGUGAAGCUGGACUCUACCAAACAACGGAAGGUGUUGGACAUUGUACGUACCAAUGUACGCUCAGCACUGCAGCGGAUCUGGAGGGAGCCGGAUGUAGAGAGUCUCCACCUCUACCGGCUCUUUAACCACGUCUUCAACCGGCUGCUGUGGAGUCAUGGCCAGGGCCUGUGGAACUGCUUCUCUAACACUGGUUCAUCGUGGGAGGCCAUCUUCAGUAAGAGCAGCGAGGUGGUGUCACCCCAGGAGCUGCAGUGCUGCCGCCGGCUGGUCCAGCUGUGCCGAGACUGCCUGUUGGUCGUCUACAAGUUUGUCUCAGAGUCCCGCGGCUCUUUGACCGGACUCAGCCCCGAAUGGGACGACACCAGCUUACCAUUUGCUGCUGGACCAGCCUCUACCCAUGGCUCCACCCCUGCUGCUGUUGCUGCUGCUUCUUCUUCUUCCUCCUCCUCCGUCUCUUCGCCCCUCGACGCAGGUACUGGAACGCUGUUAGCAGGAGCUGCCUCACUGCUCUGUCUCGGUGGAAGGUGUCAUAGAAAAGUCUUAGAAAGGUAUCUGCUGCCAGUGACCUCCCAGUUCAUCAUGAAGUGGCCUUCGUCCAGCUUUGGCCACAUCUCCUCGGCCAUGCCACGCUCACGCAGCCUUUUCGCCGCCAGGAUGGGCCACUUCUGAGGUCACCGUGGCAACCCUGGCUUCUGACACCUUGCCUUUUGACCUCAACACCUUCCUCCCCUGACUCUCACCUCGCCAAACUCUGAUCUCAGCAAGUCCGGUAUGGAUCUGAAUUUGGGGCAGCUCUGGACACCGGAUGGAGCCUCAACCUUGGCCAAAUCCCACUGUGGAAGACCAACAAAGAAAGGCCAGGUGAUGUAGGAUUGCUAAAGGGCCUUGUUCAGUUUAGAUUAGUUUGGACCUGCCCAGACCAGCAGACCACCGGUACCCUCGAUCCCUACCUUUAGUCCCAGUAACACCAGACAAUGGGUUUACCCCUCUUUUCUCAUUGUAUUAUACCUACUCACUGUACAGUUACAAGUCAUGGUACUGUAAAAGGAAAGAAUAACAAAUACUAAACAAUGCAAGGAUUAUUUAUUUAUGUACUUACUUAUUUUAUAAGGUAUUCCAUGAAUGCGGUCAAUGCUGAUGCAGAAUGCAGAUGUGGAAUGAUAUCAGCAAAGCUAUCCCUUGUUUGAGAAAGUGGAUGGAAAAAAAACAACAAAAUGCUUAUUUUUGCUGGCUGUAAUCAGUUAUUUUAUUUCUGAAUUUAAUUUAUUUCAUAAUUUAUGUCAGAGGCUUUAUGUUUACAGAUGUUUUAACCGUCACUUUAUGUUCUAGUUUUUCAGAGUACAGAAGAGAGAAAUCAAAAUGCUUAACUUCUGAAUGCUAAUGCUUCAUGUUUUACCUGUGUGAUAUUAAGUGCAGCACUAUUAAGCAACAGUGUUUAGAAUGUCAAUGUAGUAAAGCCAAGCCUCUUUGCCUCUUAGAGAAUGAGCGACUUUGACACCCCAACGUAAAGAGCCAAACUUAAGUCUCAGAGAGCACCCAGUUCCUAAUAUGCACUUUCGAGUUUGUCACAGAAAGAAAAAGUGGGUGCACAUUACAGUAGUGUUUGCAUGCUUAGAUUUUAGUCCCUCACCCAGACUGUAGUGGUUAGACAGAGGAGCUGCGUUUGGAAUAUACUUGAAGUUUUAUGUUGUCAUAAUUAUUGUGUCUUUGUAUCGGCUGCACUGAGAAGAAGACACUUCACUCAGAUUCGACUUGUAGUCGUUUUGAGUAUGGAGGUGUUCAGGAUAAUAAGGAUGUGUUGCAUCGUUUAGAUGUGCAGCACGUUGAAUGAUUCGGCUCAUCAGCCCAAAUGUACUGUACUGCAACAGUGGUGAUUUGCCGUGGACGAGCAGCUGCAGCCUUUUUUCCCCACCGCACUGUAGGUACAAGUGCCAGGGAUAUCAUGGAUGUGCCAAUAAUAAGCACAUCUACUUCAUGUGUUCCGUUGGAUUUUAUUUGGUAAUGUGUCAUGAAACUAAUCUAGGACUUCAGUUAAAUACAGUAUUAAAUGUUGAUAAGGAGAAUGGCAGUGUUAUAUGUUUAGUAGUUUACUUGGCUCCAUGUAUUACCCCAUGAGUUGAUACAUUGACUUUUAAAGAUGGUAGUCUGUCGAUACAGUAGUGCAUUUUAUAACUUUAAUUCUGACUGUGCUAAAUCUGCUCAAAUUGAAUAUUCCCCAUACACUGAACAUCAAUUCACAAUGCCAAAUAUUUUCAUUUUGCCUGAUUUUGUGUGUGUUAUUUAAGAGUAGUACUUUUUCAUUGGAGGUAUGAGAUUUUUAAUUUUACAUAGCAAUAAAAUGUUUAAACGAAAACA
Siniperca chuatsi (mandarin fish) is the source of this 7711-nucleotide messenger RNA. RefSeq names its product tubulin tyrosine ligase-like family, member 7 (gene ttll7). NCBI's taxonomy places the organism in Eukaryota, Metazoa, Chordata, Actinopteri, Centrarchiformes, Sinipercidae. The transcript has 23 exons. The record is from RefSeq and is a predicted model, not a curated record. Gene Ontology annotation, molecular function: tubulin-glutamic acid ligase activity; tubulin binding. Gene Ontology annotation, biological process: microtubule cytoskeleton organization; protein polyglutamylation. Bases 3062 to 6025 code for a protein of 987 amino acids. Gene Ontology annotation, cellular component: cilium.